AAUCCCCAGCCCCCGGGCCAGCCAUUCUUGGGGUUCUUUUUUCUUUUAUGAAUCGAUGUGUGGCACACAGCCCUCCUGGCAUGACGUGGGUGCUCACACCUUCAUCAGAACAGUUUGACUACCUGCAUGAGACUGUAAGAAGACCGGGCCAGUGGACAUUUACUCAUAGGAGUAGGGUAUGGGGGAGGGCCAUUAGACCCUCCCCUGAGAUUAUAGCCACUCCUUCCUGCAUACCACUCCGUUAUAAUUCUAGCUGUAAAUAGUCUGGGGAGAAUAUGGACAGGUUAAUGGGAGCUGGACUCCAUCCGUGCAGCUUUUAGGAAGCCACUAGCCAUGUCAGGGGUGGAACUUUUAUAGUGGUGCAUCUGUGUGAGAGUCACCCAGGCUCUUGCAAGUCCAGUAAUCACGGUACUAGAUGUUUAGCACCAAAGGGAUCCUUUGGUCAGUUGCUGCUGGUCUAUCUGGGAUGAAUGGACGUUUGUUCUUGUCUUCCUCAGAAAAAGUCCGAAGCAUUUGGUCAACAGACAGAGAUAGGACAGAACCAAGGGUGAGCUUUGGGGAGCAGUUACACAGGCCUUGCUGCAGGGUGACAACUGAAGAGAAGCUGUGUGAAGUGGCACAUUGCCUGCCCAGGGCAAGUCGCCGCAGUGGCUGCCCUCCAUGAGGUGAGGAAUAGUUUCCCUGGUGCAGUUGCAUUUGCAUUGUUCCCACUGUGGUGAUAAGACAAGCAAAGGAGGCUGGGCUGGCUUUCGAGAGGGAAAGCCAGGAUGGAAAGUCAGCUCACGGGGCAAAUCUUGGUGGCGCCACCUUCCUGAAUGCCUUAUGUCCUUGACAUGUUCUUGACAUGUUGGCCAUUAGGGGUCUCCAAGAUCUCAGAAGUGACUAGCAAACAGGAAACAUGUUUCAGAUCUUCAGAGUGGCGUGUAUGGGAUGUUUUCUAAGGAAACCACGGCAAAGCUAUGCUCCCCUGGCUACAGGCGAUAAGGCAUGUGACUGAGGCUCAGUCUAUGCCCAGAAAACGUGUCUGCACGAAGAACGGACGCUGACAAAAAGACAUCAUGUUAGCCUCUGUUUUUGUAGGUAGAUUGGCUAAAGGAGAGGAUGUGUUUCUUACAGCUGGGGGAAUGUAAGGAAAGGAGACUGUAAGCCAAAUCUGCUAAUUAGCUCCUUCUGGAAGGAACCCCACAGUUGGAGCCCAGUGGGAAGAGUUGAGUAGUGAUCGGUAUGGGGAGAGGUGUGGUAGAAAGGAUAUCAAGGGAACUGGACAGGACAGAGACGGGUGACCCCUACCCAGUUCACCAGACCAGAUAGGACCAUGUUCACCAGAGAGCUUAAGGGAGGUAAUUCAGCAGCGGCCUUGCGCCCCAUGAUGGGUCAUGAUCUUUAUGAGGGGAGUUUCUAGGGGGAAAAAAUAGCUAAAUUUGUUGCUUGUGGUCUUCAAAGGCUUUUAAGUCUGAGUAGUAGUUCACAAAGGCGUAAAGGAAGGACUAAAUGAAAGCAGUUUCCCUGAAAACCAGUUAGCCCAGCGGCUGACAAUUAUCCCCUCUUGGUGCACAUUUCUUUCCUGAAGGUGUUGUGUGGGUGGAGAUUGUUUGCCCAGCCAUGCCCUUCCAGCAGCCAGGGAUGGAUAAUGGAGAGGCAGCAGCCUGCCCAGAGCCUGUCAGACCCAGGGAGCUGGUGGACAUAGUAAAUGAGGCAUAGCCCACUCCUCCUUGGUGCCAGACCAAGGCAAUUAGUGUGAGCUGGCUCCUUUGAGCUCUUAGGUGUGAGAAGAAGUACAGUGGCCUUUGGCAGCACCCCAGGAUGAGGAAACAGGGUGGCUCAUAGAUAAAAACUGGAUUACAGAGAGCUAAACAGGUAGUGCCUUGCAGUCACAUCAUUGUGUCCAACCUGUUCUUUUGAAAACAGUGGCUAGGGGUUGGGGAUUUAGCUCAGUGGUAGAGCGCUUGCCUAGGAAGCGCAAGGCCCUGGGCUUGGUCCCCAGCUCCGAAAAAAAGAAAAGAAAACAGUGGCUAGAGAUGGUUGGGAUCUCUCAUUCCGUGUUGGACCUUGCUUGCUAACCUUUGUUUUUUUCUUUUUGGUUUCUCCAGGCAGGGUUUCUCUGUUUUAACAUUCCUAGCUUUCCUGUAGACCAGACUGGCUUUGAGCUCACAGAGAUCUGCCUCUACCUCCUGAGUGCUGGGAUUAAAGCAGUGCUCCACCAAUUGCUCGGCACAUUUUUGGUUUUGAGACAUGACCCCAUGUAUCCCAGUCUGGCCUCUAACUAGCCAAGGAUGACCUUGAAGCUUUGAUCAUUCUGCCUCCUGCUUCUGAGUGCUGGAAAUACAGGAGUGUACCACCACGUCUGGCUUAUACGGUGCUACUGAUUGUGCAUGCCAGACUAGGACUCCACCUACUGAACUACCUCCUCUGCCCCCCUUUUCCUAAGUAUUCCUUUAGCUGCUGUGUUCUAAGGCAGCUGGCACUUUCUUAGUGGUUCUUCGGAGGUCUACCCGCCAUCUAUGAGAAGGUUUUUACUAGAUAACUCUCACCUCUGACUACCUUACGGUUAGAAAAGCAUCUGGAGGGGUGCGCACAUGCACUUAAGGACCAAGAGUGGGACGUCAACCUGCACAGGGUGCAAGACCAUUUACAGCUGUGAAGUUCUGAGUUUUAUGGUCAAAUGGCGUGCAGAUACACCGCAUGGUGAUUAAGAAAAUCCUACAACUGCCUGCACCUGUAAACUUUAAAACAGAUUUGUGAGGAAAGGGAGGUAAUUCAGUAGCGGCCUUGGGACGGGUAAGUCCCCAUGAUGGGUCAUGAUCUUUAUGAGGGGAGUUUCUAGAGGGAAAAAAAAUAGCUAAAUUCAGUGCUUGUGGUCUCCAGAGGCUUUUAAGUCUGAGUAAUAGUUCACAAAGGGGUAAAGGAAGGACUAAAUGAAACCAGUAAUCCCUGAAAACCAGUCAGCCCAGCGGCUGACAAUUAUCCCCUCUUUAGCCAGUAUGGAUGGAAAAAAGACACUCCCAGAAUCCAUAAAGCUACUGAAUGAAAAUCUCAGUGUCAGGGGUGUGAAGUGGAAACUUAAAGGUUCUUUGGAAAGUCAGUUGUGUUGGAUGGUGUUUUGCUGGGGCAAACGAAGGAAUGUUUUCCUGAAGCAGACACAGGUGAAAGGAUGUUCUGCUAAAGCAAGCACGUGCACGAUGAAGGAUUCUUCGUCAAUGACACACAUGUAUUGGUUGGUCUGCCUUCCAUUGCAUAGUUGGCUCCAUUUGUCAGGACUCCAUAAAGAGGUGUGCUGCGGCUUCCUGCCACUUCCAAGGACUUCCAAGACCGACAUGCAGAGCAAUGUCAGCUGAGACAGAUGCACACACAGAGGACAUGUGAUGUUUAGAGGGAAUAUAAACAGAACUCAACAGAUGGUGACGGAGGCUGGGAGCGUGGCUUGCUUCCAUAGCUGAACACUUGUUGGUAUCCUGUCUUUGCUGAUCUUCUAUUUGCUGAGAGAGGAAUAGCAGGUCCCUCCUACUGACUUGUGCUGAGGCUGAGGCCUGGCUGUCUCUACUAGGCCAUGCCACCGCUGCUCAUUUGUGUUUGCUAUCCCGACUCUACCGAACUGGACUGCUAGUGUAGGUGCAAAGUGUUUGCGAUUGGAUCAAACCGCUGCUGAACUGCCGAUUUCCAGGCAACAGGGAUGGGAGUUGCUCCAAAGAACCUUUCUAACCAGAUCCACUCCCUGUAUCCUUUCUUUUUCACUACUUCUGGUGGGUGGUGGGCUGCAAGGGAGGAUAAAGCAUCCAAGAACCACCAUUAAAAAUAGGAUUUGAAAAAAAAAAGUCACAGGGGUGAACUACUUUUCUUUGAUUGUUAGCCAGGGAGAUCCCUAACACCCUAAAACAACGCAGGCUAUGGUCAGCGCUGCUGGUUGCACAUAGGAACUAGAUGGUAAAAUGCUGUUAUUGAGGACCUCACAUGCUGACUCCAGGACACACAGACCUCAAACGGACUGACCUGAAAGUGUCCUUCUUGCAGACCGGUGUUUGGAAGUUCCAGAAGGUGCUGUGUAGGCCGCUCAGGGAGAAUAAUCACAAAUGGUCCUGCUAAUCUAUGGACACCAGUGUUAAUGUACAACCAUACGACUCGUCUUCUGAUUGUCUUCAAGUAUUCCUCCAUAGGAAAGGGUCUCAUGUUGGUAUUGUAAGCUAAAAGCUUGUACCUGGGGAGCUCAUAGGGCCCUUGUGUGGAACUUCUAAUGUAGUCAAGUGGAUAUGCGCCUGUCAGGUUUUCUGCUGAACAUGUAUGUGAAUGCCCACAGGUGACUUGUGCUGUUAGUGUCACCUGUCCAGAGAAUCCUUUAACUGCCCGUGAGUGGACGUCACAGAGAAUAAAGUGGCCGUUGCUAUGGCAUAGCGGGCCACUGCUCAGCCAAAAGGAAAGACAAUAACCAAACAUCUCUUAUCACUUCCUUCAGUGCUCAGAGAGUACAGCAGCAGAAGGGGCGGUGGUGGAAAGCAAGCCUGAGAAAGACCAGAGUGCCGCGUGUCCAUCUUCAGAGCAAAAUACAGCCUUUAUCAUCUUAAUCAAAGCAGCCUCCUCAGCUGCAUGGGUGUUCAGGGGUACCUAAGGCAGACUAGCUGACGGAGAAAGCCAUUCAGCUUUUAGAAGAGGAAUAGAUCUGUGCUAGGAUGUGACUUUUUUUUUUCUUUUUCUUUUUGCAGUGCAGCUGGUUUGAGGUCCUCCACACUAAUAUAAAUAACUCUUCACCCAUGCUCCCCUAAGCAUGACCUGUAAAUUCAUUGGUUCACCAAGCUAUAAUUGGGUAUAUUAAUUUCUGUGGUCUGUUGUUGGUGUCCUAUUUAGAGUGAACAGUUUUUUGCCCAGUGGAAGAAUUAACACAAAACCCAUAAUACCUGCAUUAAGCUGGAUUUUCUUCACAUACACCAGUUAACGCAAUAUUCAGUGAUGUAGCCAGUUUAACACAAAUAUGAAAAUUAUGUUUGAGAUGGGAUCUCACUAAGUAACCCUGGCUGGUCUCGAACUCAUAGAAAUCUCUUGCUUUCACAUCCAGAAUCCAGGGAUUAGAGGUGAGCAUCAUCAUGUUCACCUAAAGUUUUAAGAGCAAAAAGAUCCUCAUAUAAUCCUUAAGAUCUAUCAGGCAGUGCCAUUCUCCCCACAUAAAAGGAUAAACUGAGGCCAUUGCUUUCUGUGGGGGAGUUUAUUGCCCCAUCAGCAUUCCUGGACGUCUCGGGGCAAAAACUCCCAGGUGAGGUGACCUCGCCACGUUUCCCGGUGUGAACACCACCCAUAGGCUCUCUUUGCCGGAGCGAGGCCAGUGACGGUGCAUCCCAUUCUACAGAUGUAAGCGAAGGCUCAGGGUCGCCCUGCGCCUUACUGCAGUCCUACAACGAUUCAGCAGUGGUCCUAAGACCGCGCGAGGGAGAGAGUAUCGGACACGGGCGCCAGGAAGCCGCCGGCCUCAAGGUCCGGGACCAGAUCCGGAAACCUCCCUUCCGGUUCCCAAGUGCUCGUUUCGGAAGUGAGUCACUCUGCCAGCACAUAAUAUGGCUUCCAGCUCAUCUACCGCCCUGGAGGUCGACGGUAAGGUGGGCGGGACCCGGAAGUUGACCGUUCUGGGAAUGGCGGCCGCCGGGGGCGUGGCUUCCGGCGCUCCUAGACUGCAAGUUGCCGCGGCUGAGAGCGCAGGCGGCAGCUGACAGGCGCUUUUCUUCAGACUGCUGCGGCGGGAGCCCAGCGAGGCGGGCGCCUCCAGCUCUCGUCCCAGCGUCCCGGCCCGCGAAGUUCCAGGGCGCCGGGGCAUGGAAGAGGGGAAAAUGGACGAGAAUGAAUGGAGUUACCAUGGCGAAGGCAACAAGAGCCUUGUGGUGGCCCACGCGCAGCGCUGUGUAGUUCUGCGCUUUCUGAAGUUUCCUCCAAAUAAGAAGAAGACCUCAGAAGAGAUACUUCAGCAUCUGCAGAACAUAGUGGACUUUGGCAAAAAUGUCAUGAAAGACUUUUUGGGAGAGAACUAUGUUCAUUGUGGGGAGGUUGUUCAGCUGCCUUUAGAGUUUGUGAAACAACUGUGUUUAAAGAUACAGUGUGAAAGACCAGAGUCCCGUUGUGACAAGGACCUGGACACACUCAGUGGUUAUGCUAUGUGCCUUCCCAAUUUGACCAGACUUCAGACCUUCCCCUUUGCAGAGCACCGACCAAUUCUGUGUGUGGAGAUUAAGCCAAAAUGUGGGUUUAUUCCUUUCUCAAAUGGUGUCACCCACGAGAUGAAGCACAAGGUGUGCCGGUACUGCAUGCACCAGCACCUCAAGGUAGCGACUGGAAAGUGGAAGAAAAUCAGUAAAUACUGUCCCCUUGACCUCUACUCAGGAAAUAAGCAGCGUAUGCACUUUGCCUUGAAGAGUCUUCUGCAGGAGGCGCAGAAUAACCUUAGGAUAUUUAAGAAUGGAGAGCUGAUUUAUGGCUGUGCUGAUGCCCGGAGCCCCGUGGCUGACUUGAAGGCGCUUGCACACCACCUGAAGCCCUUCUUCUUCCCUUCCAAUGGCCUGGCCAGUGGGCCUCAGUGCACGAGGGCUGUGAUCCGGGAGCUGGUGCAUGUUAUCACCAGGGUGCUGCUCAGCACCUCAGACAAAGGCCGAGCGGGUGCCUUGAGGCUUGGGCUCCAGGGCGCACGAGUCUGUGAAGCCAGCCCAUUCAGCAGGAGCCUACAUCACCAAGGUGCAGAUGUUGGACCAGCUGGACAUCGAAGGCCUCUACCCUCUGUACAACCGGGUUGAGCAAUACCUGGAGGAGUUUCCUGAGGAGAGGAAAACAUUACAGAUAGAUGGGCCUUAUGAUGAAGUAUUUUACCAGAAACUGCUUGAUCUAUCCACUGAGGAUGAUGGGACAGUGGCCUUUGCAUUAACAAAGGUGA
Molecule: messenger RNA, 6898 nt
Organism: Rattus norvegicus (Norway rat)
Lineage: Eukaryota; Metazoa; Chordata; Mammalia; Rodentia; Muridae
Source: RefSeq, a predicted model, not a curated record